Stylonychia lemnae is the source of this 1452-nucleotide messenger RNA. NCBI's taxonomy places the organism in Eukaryota, Ciliophora, Spirotrichea, Sporadotrichida, Oxytrichidae. The record is from the annotation of a GenBank genome assembly.
AUGGAACCUUUAUUGCCAGAUCCAAAAAAAGAUAGAAUGGUGAACACAGUUCUCCCACCUCCUCAGUAUCCAUUAACUCACAAUCUACUAUUCCCGGAAAACAAAAGAAUUGGAAAGCAAGAAGUGCCUGAUUGGAACUUCCUAAAAGAUCACCUUUUAAAAGAAGGCAGGAUUCAUAAAAAAGAUCUCAUCCAAAUUAUUAAUGAUGUUACGGAAAUCAUGAAGAAGGAGCCAAAUGUAUUAACUGUAGAUGAGCCAGCAGUUAUAGUCGGAGAUAUUCAUGGCUAGUAUUAUGAUUUGGUACAUUUGCUCGACAAAGCUGGUGAUCCAUCCACACUAAACUAUGUUUUUCUAGGAGAUUAUGUAGAUAGAGGUAUUUAUUCCAUGGAAUGUCUAAUGUUACUCUUUGCAAUUAAGCUGAAUUACCCUGGUCACUGCUUUUUACUUAGAGGAAAUCAUGAGUGCAGAGGUAUCACAGAGCAUUUCACAUUUAGAGCAGAAGUGCUAGAAAAGUUUGAUAUUGAUGUGUAUGAACUUAUAAUGCAAUGCUUUGACACGAUGCCAUUGAUUGCAGUAGUAAAUCAGCAAUAUCUAUGCAUGCAUGGUGGUGUUUCUCCACAUAUGAAAACAAUCGAAAGUGUCAAUGAUGUUAACCGUUUCUCAGAGAUCCCCUUAGAAGGACUUAUAUGUGAUAUUGUUUGGGCAGAUCCAAUAGAUGAUGAGAUAGCAGAUAAAUAUGAAUAUGCAGACAACCCAGAGAGGGCAUGUUCAGUUAAAUAUGGUUUAGAUCCAGCCAAAAAACUGCUUGAUGAUAAUGAUCUAACUUUACUAGUAAGAGCUCAUUAGGUUUAAGUCUAAGGCUACAAAAUGCACUACUGGGAAAAGCCUUAAUCUUUACCAACUGUCAUAACGAUAUUCAGUGCUCCAAACUACUGUGAUUGCUAUAAAAACAAAGCUGCUGUUAUUAAACUAGAAGGGGAGAAUUUUAGCAUAAAAAAUUAUGAAGAAGUUCCGCAUCCGUAUCAUUUACCGGGUGGUAUAAAUUUAUUCUAGUUUUCUAUGCCCUACUUAGCAGAUAAAGUUCUUGAUAUGCUAUUUCAUAUACUUAAAAAAGGUGAUAAUAUUGAACAAAACGAUGGUUAUGUAAUGGAAGAAGAUGAUGUGGACUUCAACAGAUUGUUAGCAGCUAUUGGGCCAGGAAACACAAAUGAUGCCGCAGUUAUGAAAAAUAAAAUCAAUGCGGUUAGCAGAAUGCGCAGAAUGUAUAAAAACCUCAAAGAAAAUCAUGACAUUCUCCUGCAGAUUAAGAUGGUGAAUGAUGGCAGAAUUCCAAGGGGACUGCUACUGGAUGGCAAACCAGCAAUAAGAAAUGCUGUCAAGGAGUUUGACCUUGCUUCUUAGUUAGAUAAAGAAAAUGAAAAGAGGCCUCCACACAAGCAUAUGAAUUAAUGA